This is a messenger RNA of Kwoniella botswanensis, 1161 nucleotides long. RefSeq lists its product as uncharacterized. NCBI's taxonomy places the organism in Eukaryota, Fungi, Basidiomycota, Tremellomycetes, Tremellales, Cryptococcaceae. The record is from RefSeq and is a predicted model, not a curated record. The transcript is spliced from 6 exons. Bases 1 to 1161 code for a protein of 386 amino acids.
AUGACUAACACAGACAACGACACCCUUCCCAAAGCUAUCCUCUACUCUUGGCCCACUUCGGUAUGGUCCACCGUCCCUCAAUUGUGCUUGCACGAGAAAGGUUAUUCCAGCGAUGAGUACAUAAUCAAAUAUGUGGAUAUCAGUGAGUGCUUUCUGGCCAUGACCAGGAGGGACAAUACAAAUACUGAUGCUGUUGCUCACAGCCAAAGGAGAAGUAAGUUCAUGGGUCUUGCUCAUGAGGUUGGUGGUUGUGCUGACGACAGUUGUAAGAACUUCGCCCCUUCCUACUUGAAGCUCAGAGCUGAUCCUCUGGCAGGAACAAUUCCUACUCUUGUCGUACCGACACUGGAGACUACUGGUAAUGAUGUGGAUACUAGAUAUCGCUCUUUGAGAGACACCAUCUCAAUCUGUGACUUCCUCGACCACGCUCGAAGCGCCAGCUCGGGCCAUAUCCAACAUUCUGACAAGCCUGCUCCCACACUGGCCCCCGCCACCAUCGAAGGCAAAGGUCUCUCCGACGAGAUCAUCAACAUUAUCCAUGUCUACACGGUAGAUCCCAACUUUGUGGUUUUGGCUGCUAGGGAUGAAGCAGAACUACGAGAGAAGGCAAAACGUCCUCCCGGUCAAUCACUGGCUCUUCGGAGAGAAGCCCUCCAACGUUAUUUGGAAGAAGCUAGGCAAGCGGUUGCAGAGUCUGCCGUCGCGCCAAAGGAGGGAAGCUUGACAUGGGAGCAAAAAACCGUGAAGUUCUUGGAGGAGAAGGUACAAUCCAAUGAGCAAAUAUGGGAGUUGUACAAUGGUAAAGCAGGAAAGGAGAAGGAAGCUCAAUUCUUCGAGGUUUGUAAGAGGACAUGGACGGAAUCUUUGCCAGACGCUUUCAAAAAGCUUGAGAAUCUAUUCAAGGGACCCUUUGCUCUCGGAGACCAAGUCUCACUCGCCGACCUUCAUACCAUUUCAUGGCUCACACGCCUCGUCUCUAUCGCCGGCGGAGAGCCCGUUGCGGCCGGUAUCGACUCUCUGAUCCCUCAUCUCGGUGGUUACAAGUUCGGCCCCAAAGUCAGGAAGUUCUGGGAAGAAUGGGUGGAGAGGGACAGUUUCAAGAAUGUGCUUGUCCCUGCUUGUGGGGCGUUCAGAAAUCAAGGCGUUCAAGAUGCAAAGUAA